Messenger RNA from Sus scrofa (pig), 2521 nucleotides. Its product is annotated as zinc finger protein 688. NCBI's taxonomy places the organism in Eukaryota, Metazoa, Chordata, Mammalia, Artiodactyla, Suidae. The record is from RefSeq and is a predicted model, not a curated record. Gene Ontology annotation, biological process: regulation of DNA-templated transcription.
GAGGAUGUGGCUCUAAAAAGACAGAAAAACAAACAAAACAAAAACAAAAAACCUCCCUCAUUCCAAUUCCAGCCUCAUCAAGCACUUUCCUCCAUCCGUGGCUCAAGUCCAGAGACUGAGCAAGCGGAGCUGCGGGUGGCUUCACAGCUGUGGGUGGGUUGGACUGCAAACCCACAGUACCUGGUCUCCAUCUCUGCUGUCCCCACCUCCCCAGGGUUUGGCUGCAGAGGCUGGGGAUGGCUUCUGGAUCCUACCGCAAGGAGGUGUGGAGGGAAACUGGGAUCCAAACCAAGCUCCCCAAAGCUAGGUCCUCUGUGGGUUCCAGAGUCCCCCUGAUUGGCCGCGGUGCAGCAUGGGCAGGGAGAGUGUUGGAAGCCUCCUGUCUGUCUAUCUUUCUUUCCCUUUUAAGUUUUAUUUUAAAUUCUGUUGAAGUAUAGAUUGACAAUAUUGUGUUAAAUUUGCUCUACAGCUAAGUGACUCAGUCACAUACAUGUAUUUUUUCAUAGUCUUUUCCAUUAUGGUUUAUCACAGGAUAUGUAAGAUAGUUCCCCGUCCACGUUUCUUGAAAGCUAGAAAGCUCCCCUCCGCCUCCUCUACUCCCUGCCGCCAGGCACUUCCCUCAAAACCCACCUGCGAGGCCAUUGUAUUUAAGGGCAAGUGAACGAUGAAGCCAGAGAAGCCAGACCGGCGCCAUGUUUGAUAAGGUCAAUGGGUGGCGCCCUUAAGGGCAACCAGUGGCAACUGAAGCCAGGAAUAUCGCCAUAUUUUCUGAAGGUACCUUCCGGGUCCCUCAACCCGGUUGUCUAAAUCGAAGCUGCCCGUGAAGUGAAUAAACACCGAGGGGGGUCUGUUUGUCCGCAUCAGAAUCCUGAAUCCCAAACCGCCAGUCCUUGCUCCCUCAGUCCCUCGGCCGCGCUCGGAAGCCGAGGCUGGGCGGGGCCGGGUUCGGGAGCCCUUCCUGCGGACGACGAAAGCUGAGGCCGGGCGCGGGGACCAGGCGGCCGCUGCUCGGGGCUGGGAGGCCCCAUGGCGCCGCCUCCGGCCCGGCUCCCGGUGCUGAGACCGGGGGAUACUGGGCCGGGUUGCAAGAAGCCCGCGGCCGUGAGGUUCGCGGACGUGGCCGUGUAUUUCUCCCCGGAGGAGUGGGGGUGUCUGCGGCCCGCGCAGAGGGCCCUGUACCGGGACGUGAUGCGGGAGACCUACGGCCACCUGGGCGCGCUCGGAUUCCCAGGCCCCAAACCAGCCCUCAUCUCUUGGAUGGAACAGGAGAGUGAGGCUUGGAGCCCCGCCGCCCAGGAUCCUGAGGAGGGGGAAAGCCUGGGAGGACCUCUGAGAGGAGAUGCCGCAAACCAAAAGGAAGAUGAACCCGAGGCAGGGCCAGGAGCCAAAGGACCCAGAAAGACGUCCGGAAAGGAGAGGCCCGAAGAGCUGGUUAAACACACCCCGGACUCGACCAUCAGCAAAACCUCGACCAGAGCACAGACACCCAGGAACGCUGCGCAGGACCAGAGCACAGGUGCUCAGCCCCCGGUCCCGGUCCCCGGCGGCCCCGGCGGCGGCGUGGAUGCUCAGGCCAGCCAGCGGCGCCACGUGUGCGCGGACUGCGGCCGCCGCUUCACCUACCCGUCGCUGCUGGUCAGCCACCGGCGCAUGCACUCCGGCGAGCGGCCCUUCCCCUGCCCCGAGUGUGGCAUGCGCUUCAAGAGGAAGUUCGCCGUGGAAGCGCACCAGUGGAUCCACCGCUCCUGCUCUGGCGGGCGGCGGGGCCGGAGGCCUGGGAUCCGGGCUGUGCCUCGGGCCCCGGUCCGAGGUGACCGGGACCCGCCAGUGCUGUUCCGCCACUACCCGGACAUCUUCGAGGAGUGCGGCUGAGCGGCUCCCGCACGCUGCCCUUGACGGAGCCUGACCUGGGCUCUAAGGACUGACUGGUCCCUGAGGGAAACUCCUGUGUCAGGACCUAAAAUUCGUCCCUUGGGCCUCCCCCAGGGAUCCCUCAAGUUUCCAAGCUUGUAAAAAGAAAAGUGCCUGUAAAGAUUCAAAUAGAUUCAACUCGACACCCCCUCUCCCCAGUCUUUCUAAACAAAUGAAGGGAGUGAGAUGCUUGGACUUUUCUCAGCGUUAUCUCAGUAGCAGGGGCAACCAAGAUCAUGUGCAAACACUGUCUCCAAAAAUCAGCCCAGCGCUUAUCUGCAGCAGAGGGAAACGCUGCUGAGGGGACAAAGGCUGGAGAGGAGGCCGCGGAUGCAAGGCAUGGCUAAACCCCGCCUAACUGACAGCCCCAGGAAGCCCUGCCAGUGACGUGGGUGCAAAGCAUACAGAAACCCCAGUUGCGGACUCAUCUCUGCACCUUGCCCCCAAGGCACAGCUGGUAAGUCACACACCCUGCCUGAGCCUCAGCUCCCUCCUCUGUAAAAUGAAGAUCAAUAAAAUCUACCUCAAAGGGUUACUGUGAAGACUGCAAUUGUAACAAGAUUAUGUAUGGCAUAGUAAAUGUGCAAUAAACAUUUGUUGAAAGAGUGAA